AUGGCACGGACUGUGAUUCGGAUCGAGGAAGACAUUUUGGACCACCCAGUGGAACAAGUCUGGAGCCUAGUCUCCAGCUUCGGCGCGAUACAAGCCUGGAUGCGGUCUAUCAAAUGGUGCACAAUCAGUGGCCAGGGUGUCGGAACUGUUCGCACUGUAAUGUCCAUGGCUGGAGUGCAAGAAGAGAUCCUUGAAGUACUCGAUAAUGACGCUCACUGUAUUUCCUAUCGCAUAAAGGACAACCCGUUCCUUCCCAUGAAGGGUGGCUUUGGCAAUUGGAAACUGGAAAGCAUCGGAGGAGGAAAAACAAAAGUUACUUGGAUUGCAGAUGCAGAAGAGAUCAACACUGAUGGAGUGGCCGCAAUAGCCCCAAUCUAUGAAGGAUUCAUGAAGGAAAGCAUAGCUGGCUUGAAGAAAGCACUGAGUUAG
Molecule: messenger RNA, 429 nt
Organism: Cladophialophora psammophila CBS 110553
Lineage: Eukaryota; Fungi; Ascomycota; Eurotiomycetes; Chaetothyriales; Herpotrichiellaceae
Exons: 1
Coding region: 1-429 (142 amino acids)
Source: RefSeq, a predicted model, not a curated record